Poecilia latipinna (sailfin molly) is the source of this 2349-nucleotide messenger RNA. It is a transcript of the gene gpr27, whose product is annotated as G protein-coupled receptor 27. Gene Ontology annotation, biological process: G protein-coupled receptor signaling pathway. NCBI's taxonomy places the organism in Eukaryota, Metazoa, Chordata, Actinopteri, Cyprinodontiformes, Poeciliidae. Bases 478 to 1593 code for a protein of 371 amino acids. Gene Ontology annotation, cellular component: plasma membrane. The record is from RefSeq and is a predicted model, not a curated record. The transcript has 2 exons. Gene Ontology annotation, molecular function: G protein-coupled receptor activity.
GUCCCAUAUAUUGUGUUUUGCUCCGUCAGAACCCUCUCCUCCCUCCCUUCGAUUCUACUACCUCUCCUUGAUUGCAGCAGGAAAAUGAAGCAACACAGAAACAUUUGCAAUUCAUUCGUGAAUCGAGCAGCAGGUUUAGGACGCUGCACGAGAGGCGAACCUCUGAGCUCCGACGCCAUUGAGUGGAGAGAAGCUGCGAUGCGCUUUCUGAGCAGAUUGUCGCCUGGCUGUGUGGACGCCCUCUGAAAAUGGUGUACAAUAAUAAUCGCGGCGCAGGCAGGCCGCUUCUGCUCCAUGGCGAUGAGUGACGGAAGGGAAAAUUGGGCUUUUUCUUCUUACACCGGACGCUUCUGAGAUGAGGGAUAAAAAGAGGAGGAAGAAGAAAUUGCGGUUUGAUUUUUAGGUUCGGAUUACAGCACAUCGAGAUGGAUUCUAUUUAGAAGAGCGAUGAUUUGAUGCGGGAGAUACGCCACAUUCAUGGCGAACACAACAGAGUUCGGGGAGAGCAGCGCGUCCUUACACAGCUAUGCAUCCACGGCCUCUGCGGUCAAGCUGGCCUCCCUGGGGCUCAUCAUGGGUGCGAGUCUGCUGGGCAACGCGUCGCUGUCGCUGCUGCUCCUGAAGGACAGUUCGCUACACAAGGCUCCCUACUACUUCUUGCUGGACCUGUGCCUGGCCGACGUGCUGCGCUCGGCCGUCUGCUUCCCCUUUGUGAUGGCGUCUAUCGGAGCCGGUUCCGACUGGCCGUAUGGCGCGCUCAGCUGCAAGAUUGUCGCCUUCUUGUCGGUGCUCUUCUGCUUCCACGUCGCCUUCCUGCUCUUCUGCGUCAGCGUCACCCGAUAUAUGGCGAUCGCCCAUCACCGCUUCUACUCCAAGCGCAUGAACCUGUGCACGUGCGUGGCGGUCAUCUGCAUGGUGUGGACCCUCUCCGUGGCCAUGGCCUUCCCGCCUGUGUUCGACGUGGGCACCUACAAGUUCGUGCCCGAAGAGGAGCAGUGCACGUUCGAACACCGCUACGUCAAGUCCAACGACACGCUGGGCUUCAUGCUGAUGCUCGUGGUCAUCGUGUGCACCACACACGUGGUUUAUGUUAAGAUGCUGUGCUUCGUUUACGACCACCGCAAGAUGAAGCCAGCCCAACUGGUGCCGGCUAUCAGCCAGAACUGGACCUUCCAUGGGCCCGGAGCCACCGGGCAAGCCGCCGCCAAUUGGAUCGCUGGCUUCGGGCGUGGGCCGACGCCGCCCACGCUGGUGGGCAUCCGGCAGGCGUCGCACUCUGGCAAUAGGAGGCUGCUGGUGCUGGACGAGUUUAAGACGGAGAAGCGCAUUGGGAAGAUGUACUUCCUGAUCACGCUGGCCUUCCUCGUUCUGUGGGCGCCUUACAUUAGCGCAUGCUACCUGAGGAUAUUCGUGCGCGGGGCUCCCAUCCCGGAGCUCCACCUGACAGCCGCGGUGUGGAUGAGCUUCGCCCAGGCGGGGGCCAACCCCAUCAUCAGCUUCAUGUUCAAUAAGGAGCUCCGGAUUAGACUCAGAGCCUGCUUUUCCUGCUGCCUGGGAACACAGACACCCAUGGAGCCAUACUGUAUCAUAUGAACCCCCCCAGACCCCGCUUCCCAAAUAUACAGCCAAAGACUGACAUUUAUGCACUGUAAAAACUGCUGACUCAAAAUGAACCGGAUGUGUGUAAGUUUGCUCAAACAGGGACUUUGUUCUGUCUUUUUACUCGCAAGUUAAAAAGAAACAGGUUCAGAUUUCACCACUCUACAUGUUUUAGGGCUUUUUCUCACUUAUAUUUUCUUAAGUUUUGUCCAAAUCAGUUGUUUCUUCACUUGUAACUUUCUCCUUUUGUUCAGUUUCUCUGAGGAUCUCAAAGUGAAAACCACAGUCUGAUAAUUGGUCAGUUGUGUCUGUGGCUGGAGUAUGAGAUGUAAACACAGGAAGCAUAUUCUGUGUGCUGAGUUUAUAGAAAAUACAGUCAAUCAUAUCAGUAGUGUGUUUCUGGAUAUUUCAUGGGAAGUGGCCCAAGGCCCCAAUUUUGGAUUUUUGGAAUUUUUAUGAAUAUAAACAAUAUUCAAGUGUUUGGAAAGGGGAUUUAGUAAAUUUCUUUGGAAACAGCAUGAAAAUAUUGGCAGGGGAUGUAUUAAACCUACCAUGCAUCAAUUCAAACCUGCUCAUUUGUAGGACUAUGUAUUAAUGUUCUGUAAUUUGCAUUAGUGAAACAAUAUUUCUUUGUGAAUAGAGCACCAAAACUGUCUCCAGCCCAGGGCCCACAUCCUUGUAAAUCCAGCCCUGUCUACAAAAUACUUUUGAGAAGACAUCUUGAAAAUUGCAUAGAGUUCUAUAUUUUAC